Molecule: messenger RNA, 1573 nt
Organism: Apaloderma vittatum (bar-tailed trogon)
Lineage: Eukaryota; Metazoa; Chordata; Aves; Trogoniformes; Trogonidae
Gene: COL13A1
Product: collagen, type XIII, alpha 1
Exons: 27
Source: RefSeq, a predicted model, not a curated record
GGUCUUCCGGGGCAACCAGGGAGACCCAGGACCCCCAGGACCUCCGGGCAGUGCUGGCCCACCGGGGAUCCAGGGCCCAGCUGGGACCAAGGGUGACCCAGGGGAGCCUGGCUCCGGCAUCCGAGGGGAGAGUGGGAAGCCGGGCGUGCCGGGCAGGGAUGGCGUGCCGGGGAAGGACGGUGAGCCGGGGAUGCCUGGGAAGAUGGCCAUCACUGGCCCUCCUGGCACCAAAGGCGAGAAGGGGGAGCCAGGAAGAUUCGGGGAGCCAGGGGAUCCUGGGGAAGACGGAGCCAAGGGAUCCUCUGGAGCCAAAGGGGAGAAGGGAGCCAAGGGAUCCUCUGGAGCCAAAGGGGAGAAGGGUGACAUCGGCUUGCCAGGACCCCCAGGGCCGCCAGGCUUAGCAGGCAUCGCUGGGACACCAGGACAGCCAGGCCUGAGAGGAGACAACGGGCAGCCUGGCCCACCAGGUCCCCCGGGAGAGAGGGGUGAAGAUGGGCACCCGGGGCCAGAAGGCGAUCGUGGGCCGGCGGGCUUGCCUGGGAACCGGGGGGAGCGUGGUGACAAGGGAGACCUCGGGGCCCCAGGACCAAAGGGAGACAAGGGAGAGCGUGGCCUGAAGGGCACAGAAGGGGACAAAGGGGACAAGGGAGAGCAAGGCAUGCCUGGAGAGAAGGGGACAAGGGGUGAACAAGGUGAGAAGGGCUCCACAGGCUUCCCUGGGGCACGUGGCCCCAGCGGGCAAAAGGGAGAGGUCGGAGCAUCGGGAGAGCCUGGUGAGCCGGGCCAGCCUGGCCGUGAUGGGAUCCCUGGAGCCCGAGGAGAGAAGGGGGACAUGGGACCCCUGGGCAUGCGCGGUCCCAAGGGUGACCGGGGCAUGAAAGGUGCCUGCGGCCUUGAUGGGGACAAGGGUGAGAAGGGAGAGCCGGGAAUCCCAGGACGCUCGGGGAUGCCAGGGCGGAAGGGUGAGCCGGGAGAGCUGGGUCUGUCUGGACCACCAGGAAUCCCUGGGAAGGAGGGGCUCAUGGGACCCAAGGGUGACCGGGGAUUUGACGGGCAGCAAGGAGCCAAAGGAGACCAGGGGGAGAAAGGAGACCGGGGUGCCCCGGGAAUUAUCGGUAGCCCCGGUCCCCGGGGUAGUGACGGUGCUCCUGGCCCCCCUGGGCCCCCAGGGAGCGUUGGCCCACGAGGUCCCGAAGGCAUACAGGGGCAGAAGGGGGAGAGAGGCCCCCCUGGGCAGUCGGUGCCAGGGGCCCGUGGUGUGCCUGGCAUCCCCGGCGAGAGAGGAGAGCAGGGCAGUCCCGGCACCCAGGGGCUCCGUGGGGAGAAGGGGGAGCCGGGCAUGACGCCUGUGCCGGCCACUUCCCACGGCGCCCGGAUUCCCGGCUUCUCCCCACGAAGCCAUUCCCGGCUGGCAGCGCUCAUGACGUCCCUGUGCUCACAUUGUCACACACUGAAGAAGAAGAGGGACAGGCAGGUCAUGCUUGGCACCGAUGACCUUGAGUACGACAGUGUGUAUGGGGAUGAAGAAGACUACGAUGAGGUCCCAGAGAUGGACAGCUCGGAGCAGCCCACA